Molecule: messenger RNA, 1077 nt
Organism: Penicillium salamii
Lineage: Eukaryota; Fungi; Ascomycota; Eurotiomycetes; Eurotiales; Aspergillaceae
Source: the annotation of a GenBank genome assembly
AUGUCCGCCCAAACGGUCACCUUCCAGCGCCAGUCGACAGAACCCGCCAGUGUCAUACGUAUUCACCGUCACGAUGCCGUGGGUGACGGCCCAAUUCCCGCAGAAUCGGUGCUGCUGAAGUUUCUAGCGGCCCCUGUGAACCCACAGGAUCUGUUGGUGAUUGCCGGCCGGUAUCCCGUCCAACCGCAUCAUCGCUAUAACGACGAGCCCAUUCCCGGCUACGAUGGGGUAGCCCGUGUCGAACGCGUGGGCUCCGGUGUGACAACUCUGAAGCAGGGUGACCACGUUAUUCCGCGUGCUCACGGCCUCGGGACCUGGCGCACCGAAGCCGUUGUCCCAGCAGCCGCCGUGUUGAAAGUAUCCAAGAGUUUGGAACCGACGACAGCCAGCUUGUUAAAGACCGGUUGCUCGACCGCCUAUCUUUUACUAGAGAGCUGUCCAUCCUUGAGCCCGGGGGAUUGGGUCGUUCUGAAUGCCGCGACAGGCUGGAUUGCGCGGAUGGUGGUCCAAUUUGCCCUGCUGAAGGGGUGUCCAAGUAUCUGUGUGAUCCGAGACCGGGAUGAUGUUGAGGCUACACGACAGUCACUUCUCAACCAGGGUGCACGGAUUGUUGUUACCGAAUCCCAACUCGCUAAAGACGGACCGAGCGCGGUUGCAGGAGGGAACCGCGUAACCCUGGCGCUGGAUGCGGUCUUCGGUCAAUCGGGCCAGCGACUGGCCGCCAUGCUGGCCCCAGGGGCCACUUUCAUCAACUACGGGUCACUAGGGGGUGCGACGGGUCAAUUGGUUCUGAGUCAGGAGCUCAUCUUCUGGAAACAAAUCACCUUCAAAAACUUCCGACUGUCCCAAGCCUUGGGACGCUAUACGGAAGACGCACAGAUUGAUCUUCUUUCGUGGUUCACCAAACUCUUUGAAGAGGGGAAAAUUACUGCGCCACCAGUCAACCGUGUGGACUGGGCAGAAGGCGGGGCAGAAGAUGGUGGGAAUCUCGAAAAGAAAGUGCAGUCCGUGUUGGCUCGAGCUGGGGGGAAGAUAGGACCAGACGUUGGAUGCACGAAGCACGUCGUGCAGUUCUAA